CACACCGAAUCAAAGAAAGCCGAGCAGCCAGUCAGCGCCGCCGCCAUUGGACCUGCGGAUCUUCGUGUCGUCGUUCUCCCGACUGGAUUCUGCUUUUCGGCUCCGGAUCGAGCGGACCGGGCCAUGGCCCCGCGGUGCUGAGCGGCGUGGGAAGCGUACACGCGCGGCGGGGACGCUGGUGGUUUUUAAUCUUCGUGUCCGAGCGGAAAAAUGGUGGAUUAUCCGAGUGAGAUGAGGAUCUUUCGACGUCUGGACGUCCUGCCCGAAGAAAUGGCGCCGCUCCAGUCCGCGUCGUGCUCGUAGCUUAACGAAUCGCGCUCACACACAGAACACUUGUCGGAACCGUGAUGGAUUUUAACGGCGGCGGCGGGAACGAGCUCCACAACAACCAGUUCUAUCAGUGCGACGAGAACAAGCCUCUGCUGGCGGACGCGUGCGAGGGCCACAACAACGCCAAGCCGUGCGCGCCGCCGCUCGGCGCCAGGCCGUGCGCGGCGGCCGUGCCGUGCGCGCGCAGGCCCGUGCAGCUGUGCGGCGGCAGCGGGAUGCGAUACAAGCUGCUGCACGAGGGCGACAUCCAGGUGUGCGUGCUCAAACACCCGCGCACCUUCCUCAGCAAGAUCCUCACCUCCAAGUUCCUGCGGCGGUGGGAGCCGCACCACCUGACGCUCACCGACUGCAGCCUGAGCUCCGCCACCCCCACCGGUUACAUGGAAGUGUCGCUGUCCUACAGCGCCAUAGAGGACCUGCAGCUCCUUUCAUGGGACAAUGCUCCAAAGUACUGUGUCCAGCUCAGCUUUCCUGGUGGCACCAUCCUCCUACAGGCUGCAAACAGUUACUUACGGGACCAGUGGUUUCACUCGCUGCAGUGGAAGAAAAAAAUAUACAAGUACCGCAAAGUCCUGAACAACCCAAGUCGUUGGGACGUGGUGCUGAAGGAGAUCAGGGCGCUGGUGGACAUGGCCCUGACCUCCCCCCUGCAGGACGAGUCCAUCCAUCAGGCUCCUCUGCACAUCAUCUCCACACUGCUGGCUGAGAACUCCAGUCUCAGCGCUCAGGAUCAUGAGAGCAUCAUCGUGGCUAUUGCUCCUUUGUUGGAAAACAACCAUCCACCGCCUGACCUGUGCGAUUUCUUCUGCAAGCACUGUCGUGAGCGGCCACGGUCGAUGGUCGUCAUUGAAGUGUUCACUCCUGUGGUCCAGAGAAUCCUCAAACAUAACAUGGAUUUUGGGAAAUGUCCUCGGCUGCGUCUCUUCACUCAGGAGUACAUCCUGGCUCUCAACGAGUUGAAUGCUGGGAUGGAGGUUGUUAAGAAAUUCAUCCACAGCAUGCACGGCCCGACCGGACAGUGUCCUCAUCCACGCGUGCUGCCCAACCUGGUGGCCGUGUGCCUCGCCGCCAUUUACUCCUGUUACGAGGAGUUCAUCAACAGUCGGGACAACUCCCCCAGCCUGAAGGAGAUCAGGAAUGGCUGCCAGCAGCAGAAUGACCGCAAACCCCCAAUGCCGCUGCGGCUUCUACGACCCGAGCCGCCUAUACCACCUCCUGCCACCCUCCUGCCCCUCUCUACCAACACCACUCCUCCUCAGCCGCCUCCUCCGGCCUCUUCAAAUCCCGCUCCAUCUAUUCCCAUCUCCUCUCCAACACCUUCACUGCCGCUGUCUCCUUCUCCCUCCGCCAUCAAGUCGAGUGAGAUUCUAGUUGAGUUGGAACGAAACUCUGCCAACACCAAGCGAAAUACUGACCCACCGGGUGGGAACAGUGAGCCCAACCUCAUCGACUGUCUUCUGGUCAGCCCGGCGGUCAACACGCUGUCCAUCCAGCUGCCGGCCCAAGCCGACCGUGUGCUCAGCUGCUUUGCUCUCAUCCUCAAGAUGCUCUCUGAUUACGAUGACUGGAGACCUGCUCUGGCCAGCCUGCUGCAGCCCAUCCCCUUCCCCAAAGAAGCGCUGGCUCACGCCAAAUUCACAAAGGAACUGAAGUAUGUUAUACAGAGGUUUGCUGAGGACCCACGGCAGGAGGUCCACUCGUGCUUACUCAGCGUGCGCUCAGGCAAAGAUGGCUGGUUCCAGCUCUACAGUCCAGGAGGCUUGGCCUGUGAUGAUGACGGAGAGUUGUUUGCUAGUAUGGUUCAUAUCUUAAUGGGCUCCUGCUAUAAGACCAAGAAGUUCCUCCUGUCGCUGGCGGAGAACAAACUUGGGCCCUGCAUGCUGCUCGCCCUGCGUGGAAACCAAACCAUGGUGGAGAUCCUGUGUCUGAUGUUGGAGUACAACAUCAUCGAGAACAAAGACACACAACUGCAGAUCAUCUCCACGCUGGAGAGCACGCAGGUCGGAGUGCGCAUGUAUGAGCAGCUGUGUGACCGCCAGAGGGAGCUGAAGGAGCUGCAAAGGAAGGGAGGUCCCACCCGCCUGACACUUCCCUCCAAGUCCACGGACGCCGACCUGGCUCGCCUCUUAAGUUCUGGUUCCUUUGGGAACCUGGAGAACCUGAGCCUGGCCUUCACCAACGUCACCAGUGCCUGUGCCGAGCAGCUCAUCAAGCUGCCGUCACUCAAACAGCUUAACCUCUGGUCCACACAGUUCGGGGACGCUGGCCUGCGGCUGCUGUCGGAGCACCUGGCCUGUCUGCAGGUGCUGAACCUGUGUGAGACGCCCGUGACAGACGCCGGCCUGCUGGCUCUCAGCUCCAUGAAGAGUCUGUGCAGCCUGAACAUGAACAGCACCAAGCUGACUGCAGACACGUACGAAGACCUGAAGGCCAAACUGCCAAACCUGAAAAAUGUGGACGUCCGUUACACGGAGGCCUGGUGAUUGGCCACGCCCAUCAACACACGGCACACCGUGUGGUGAUGUCAUCUUCAUCAUCGCCAUUAUUACACCUGGAAAGCUGACAUCCUGAUGUGAGGACAGAGGGGGAGGAGCCUCCAACAGCUUCAGGUGUCAUCAGCAAACCUGCAGUGGCGCCACCAGCAGCAAGCUGGCGUCACAGCGUCCCUGAGCCUCGCACACCUCCUUUAUUUUCCUCACUUAUCGUAUGUUGUCUUCAUUGGCACGAUGCGAGGACACAGCUGUCUUUGUCUCACAUACACCUGUGUCUGUUUUCACACCAAGCUCCACCCCCAACCCUCGGCCCAAAACAGGAAGCAGCCUGGAUGAAGCGAGUCACAUUCCAGAACUUGUGCGAUCCAGGUGUAGCUCCACCCAGACACGUCCAGCCCCCGUUGUUUCUUCUUCUGCUUGCGGCUCUUUGGGGGGUGCUACCUCGGAAGACUGUGCCUGUCCCUCACAGACCACGCCUCCUCACAAAACCUUUCUAUCAACUUGAAUGAACAUAUUUUUCCAGACAUCUGUGCUUUGAUAUUUUAUGUCUUUAUAUCGAAAACAUGAGAAUCGUCCCGCUGAAGAUGUUUUUAGGGAGAGCCGUGUUUCUCUGUGUACAUACUGAUGACGUCACGUCGUGUAGCAUUAGCUGGACGGUCUUCACACUGUCCCACGGCCCCUCCUCGGUUUUGUCUUGACAUUAAUGAAGUAAAUGCGCUCGAUUUGGAUUCCUGCGUUGUUUCAGAAAACGAGUCAAUGGAGCACAUCUGUGCACAGCUCCCUCUGCUGUGCUGCAGCGGUAUUGUUACCCCUGCUUAGUUUUUUCCUCACAGAUGAUGGACGUUUGCCAAAUAUUGAUUGACUUCAGUUUCUUCCUGUGAAUUUCUUUAUUUUGUGGUUUAAUAGCAUUAAUGCUGACCGACGUAUGAAACGUCCCAGUGUGUUGAACGCCUCGCGGCCCAAACCUGCGGAGCACCCCGCUGGCUUUGACACCCUGAUGUUCUGGCUCUGGCCACAGCCAACCGUAACAGCGCCUCUAGUGGAGGAUUUGAUAUCUUUGUAAUGAGACACGGACACGUUGAACCUGUACCUGUCAAUCAUCCAGCAUUUACUGUUUAUAUGGAGUCAUUGUGGACCGAAGUGUGGAAAAGCCACGCCCACUCCAAAUGUGUCGUCUACAUUCCCUCCAAACGUUGCCUUCGUAUAUUGUGGUACCCACGCCGACAGACUCUUCUUCUCCUCCUCCUCCUCCUCUCUGGGUCGUCAGCAGCCCAUCAGGAAGCAGGUCCCAGUUUCAGCGUUGGUCGUCCAUCCAUCUUAUUACGUUUGGAACAGAAGAGAUCGGAAGCCGUCCGCUGUGUUUCCUAUUUAUCGAGUGCCAUGACGGUUUUCUGGAUGGCCUUGGGGACUUUGUUGUUAUUCGGCCGUCCUGGGUCUAGUUUUAGGACCUCUUUGAUAUCCUGUAACAUGUGCUUGUACAUACUCGUCUUUGACUCUCUGAAUCAUUUUUGAAACGUUUCUUCUUUGUCAUUUCUCUCGGGUUUUUUUUUCCUCCUCUGUUGGCGAGCAGCUGUUGCCUUCAUCAGUGUGUUUUUAUUCACACAAAGUGCAAUGUAAUCUAAAGUAAGUAUGUUUUCAACUAAUAAUAUGCUUAAGACAUUUUGUCAACAAAUUUAAUUUGCUCACUUUAGCUUCCUCCACCAACCGACAGCAGAGGGCGGAGCUGUUCCCUGUGAUUGACAGAAGAUGGCAGACUUGGGCCACAUUUUUCCUUUGAGUUGAUGAGACUGGGCCUUUUUGAACAACCCACCUUAUGACAUCACAGUGAUGGUGUGUGUGCUGCCCCCUCCUGGUGUCAGUUGGUAGAGGUAUGGUGUUUUGUAGAGAGGGGCGUGCCCUCUCGGGGGGGGGCUCCUUGGCCCCUUUGUAUUUGUGUUCUUGUUGGUAUUUUUUGGUUUUCUUGCAUGUACAGUUUUGCUGCAUCACCUGCUCCUUUUAUUUUGUAAUUUAGCGAAUUUGUUUUUAUAAAGAUGUCCAAGUUGUGAUGGCGGUUGCAAUCACGCUGUGGCCGAGACAAAUGACUGAAACGGAGAGCGCCCGUGUAAACCUCUUUCUGAUUGGCUGUACUGUACUGUAGUAGGAUGUACUGCGAACAGACGUGACUGGUUGAGCAAGUGAAUUUUUAUUUUUCUUUCAAAGCCAAAUCAAACACUGGUGCUUUCGCCUGAGGCGUCCCCUCGCUGCUCUUCUGUGCAAAUAUUUAAAAAUGACAUGCGACAGUUUAAACGUGGAUAAUCAAGCGAGGCCUCGUUUGAUAAUUUGAUUAUAUUCUGACCUCCACGGAUGCACCACUCUGACAAGAUCAGGUAUUUUUUUUAAUAAAGUACUUGAUAUGAACCAGCAGUGAGUGUUAACCUUAUUAAACACAGUACAGUUUUUGUCUUUUCUUACAACAUCUGACGUCUUUGCAGCCAAAAAAAAAAAAGACGAAACAAAAAAAUUUUGUUUACCUGAUAAGAGUUCUCCUCUGUCAGAAUUUUAUUUUAUUUUUGUUGUUCGGUUCUGGCUGCAGCGGGUAGAUGGUUACUUUCAGGAAGUGGGCAUGGACCGAUUAUCUCCCUGGGUGGUUGUCAUCCAGGACGUGCAGUUGUCCAGGGCAAAAAGUACCUGAACAGUUUUUGGGUUUAAUGUCUGACCAGCUUAAAGCUUUCUUUGGCAAAUUUCCCAAACAAUUCUUAAAGAUUUUUAUAAAUAAGUUGCAUGUCGUCUCUCCUGACUGACGGCGGCCCGUCUCUGGGUCCUUUGGAGACGUUAUGUCGGGGACUUCGUCCGCGUGGCAUGCUUCUCUGGUACGAUCCAGCACACAAAUUUGUCGGUGUUGAGGACACCAGUGACUGGAGAAGGCCACGCCCACAUAUGGUCUGGCUGCUGGUUGCCACCCGUACUUUUCAUUAUCUUAUGAACUUUUGUCUAUCUUAUCCAAUUGCAGCUUCAUGAGGUGGCAUAAUAAAGGUGACGGUUGGAGUCCACCAUGUGACUUGUGUCUGCACUGCGCAUUCGACCAAUCAGCAAUGAAUCAGAACAUCUGCCCUCAUCAAACUCUGUUUUGUGUUUUUUAUUUUUAAUGACAUAUUGUCUGAAAUGUGUGUUUUCAGUACUUUAAGCCCAUUUUGUAAAAAUCUGUUAAGGAUUGUUUGGGACCGACCAGAACUUACCCAUAAUGCCUCACGGUGUGUCUCACAGCCAAUAGGCAGCCUGCAUCCUGAGGCGUUUGAUAAACAGUGCAGAUAAUCCAAGAUAAUCCAAUAAUGGCUGCUGAACGCGUUGACUUUCAGAUGGAAAAGGGAAGCUGGUGUAAUGUGUUUGUCCGCCAGGGGGCGCUGUAGUGUCACUGCUUCACUUCACUGUGAUCCCACUUUAAACUCCUCUCGCUGGUCUGAAGUCACAUGACUGAGCGGGUUGAAGGAUUUUAGCGGAUUAAAUUCCGCUGAGCACUUUGUUCAACGUUGCCGUGACGACUUCCACCUUCUGCUUCUCCGUAACCGUGUUGGGAAGUCGAAGGUGGAAUAACGACACAAAUCCAGCAUGGAAUCACAGCAGCGUGACCUUUAAACAUGUGAAUGUUGUGCGACGCGAGUCGUCAAACGGGCGCUGCUGGUUGUUUUUCUUUGAGUGUAGAAACACGUGUUCUGUACAUUUCCUGUGGAAUUCACUGUACUUCAGUUCUUCACAAACUGUAAAGACUCUCACGUUUUGUGUAGAAUGGAGCAGGACCAGAGUCCAGACAGACUGAUGUAAAAACAAAAAGGAAAACCACCAGGAUCCUGGUUCCCAUGAUUCCUUGUGGCAAUCUAAUCUUGGCAGCUGGACAAAGGGUGGCGUCACGUUUCGCUCCUGCUCUCCGCAUUGAUCUGCUUCUGCUGGGUGAUUAUUGCUGCUGCUGCUCCGUGGCUGUUGUAAUAAAAUACAAAUUCACCAGGAAAAAUAACUGAUGUGAAAUAAUUUCAAUCAAAAAUAAAUUGCCUGUGAAUAUGUUUCA
Messenger RNA from Thalassophryne amazonica, 6861 nucleotides. RefSeq names its product c-Maf inducing protein (gene cmip). The transcript has 21 exons. The record is from RefSeq and is a predicted model, not a curated record. The coding region runs from base 348 to 2813 and encodes 821 amino acids. NCBI's taxonomy places the organism in Eukaryota, Metazoa, Chordata, Actinopteri, Batrachoidiformes, Batrachoididae. Gene Ontology annotation, cellular component: cytosol; nucleoplasm.